GUCAAGGAAGGAGAGAGAGAGAGAGAGAGCGGGUGGCUGUAGAGUGAUGGGACCCCGGCUGAGGAAACAGCACCGAGUGAUCACUCUCCGAGCAGGUGAUGAAAGAAAGGUGUGAAGGAUGACUUCAUGCUCAGAGAUCUGUGGGUCAGAAUAUGGUGAGCAAGCUCAUGCUGGCGGAAACUACCAGCAGUACGGAGUCCGCUCCUACCUACACAAGUUUUAUGAGGAGUGCACAGGUUCUAUCUGGGAACGUGACGAAGAUUUUCAGAUUCAGAGAUCGCCUAGCAGGUGGAGCUCUUUACUCUGGAAGGUCUGUCUCGCGUUUGGAACCCUGAUGUUGUUAGCGGGCCUCAUUGUGGUUUUGGUGGGUUUUGUGACACCAGCUAGGAUCGAAGCUUUUGGCGAAGAUGAUCUUCUGUUUGUGGACAGCCACGCCGUCAGUUUCAACCAUGCACUGGAUGUCUGUAAGCUGACUGGUGCCGUGCUGUUUUGUGUGGGUGGAACCUAUAUGGCCAUCGGUCUCCUGCUUUCUGCUUUUGCCAAGAACUACACCAAGAAGGAACAGUAUCUCCAGCAAAGGUUCAAGGAGCGGCUGGCAGAUCUACAUGCAACAGUUGGUACACCAAUAAUGAGAGCGCCGACCCCCGGGGAGGGAAAGGUCCCUGUCACACUUUCCAAAGUCCAGAACAUUCAGCCGGUGACCGCAAAGUCAGGAACUUGAUUGAGACACACAUAAAAACAUAAUGUAAGAAUCAGCUAAGGAUCGACGGGUGUGCAGUUUGUGUCCAAGUGAGUGGGCGUACAUUGAUCCAUGUGAGCAGUUUCUCAAUUUGAAAGGUAAUCUUACAUGACUGCUAGUACUCAUUAAUAGGUCAUAAUUAUUUGCCACAGUUACAUUUAGGGUUAAUUUUAGCAGAAUUAAAAUUAUGUCCCUAGUACUUGAGUAAAACAACAAUUUCUCAAAGCAGAUGUGGCCCCGUUGAAAAUAAAGAACAGACGCAAACUAGAAAUCGUCAGUGUCACUUGACGUUUUUGAUGAUUUGCCCCUGUUCUCACAGAUGUUCAAACAUUGUGCUGAGAACAAUGACCAUUUUAUUUGCCAGUAAAAAAAAAUUAACAGAUAAGGUUAUGUUUGAAGUUAGUUAUUUGUGAAUUGUACUGGUGCUGUAUUUUCAGCUCAGCUGUUCAUUUGGAGAACGAUAAGGAAAGCUGCAACUCUAUAGACUACAACGUUACACACUAGCAUUCUAGAUAAUGAUUGCUUCUUUUUAGAGAAAUUUACAUUUGGGAAGGGAUAAUAUGAUAAACAAUACAUUAUGAUGUGAUACAAUACAACACAGUGCAACAUAAUAGGGUAAAUACAUUAUGUAUGAUACGGUACAAUACAAUAUGGUGCAAUAUGAUACCAUAUAAUAUGAUAUGGUCCUAUUUGGUGUUGUACAAAACAAUAAUCUACAACACAUCAUGAUACAAUAUCAUACUACACAAUAUGAUUCAGUGUCAUACCGUACAGUACAAUCCAAUAUGGUGCCAUAAGAUACACCUAUACUUUGUCUCCUUUGGUAAAUUUGUUUUGGAUCUGGGUAUUUGUGAUUGUAACCAAGAUAUCUGACUAUUUUAAUCCUUGAGGGGUUUAUAAUUGUCAGAAGCAAUUGGGCACAAAGGCAGGUUAGAAUAUAAUUAAAAGGCAAAUUUGGCACUGACAUUUUCUUCUGGCUCAUCUGGCCUCUGGCCUGGAUUUGUUCCCAUUAGACAGGAUCAAUACAAGGGAUCAAACCCAGAAAAAAAGAUCUAAAUACCAGACAAAGCAUGCAAAACAGCACAUUCUGACAAAUUACUUUCUAGACAUGAUAAAAAAACAUGCAUUCAUCAUUACAAUCUGCUGGAAUAUCAUUAGCUUUUGCUACAACUAACUGUCUUCACUACGCUGUUUUGUGGGGCCCUUUUGUUUUCCUUCCUUGUGUCAAAUACAAGCAUCCAGACACAUAUCCAUGAAAGCACUUGCGUCAUCUGCAGCGUUUUGAAUCCAAACACAGUUUGUCACUUGUCACAGUUGGUUCAGGAUUGUGAAAACUAAGAUAGAACAGAGGUGAGAAGCAACGUGACAGUGAUGUUACACAACGGGCAGAUGAUGAGAACACACUCGGCUCUCCGAUGAGCACCGGCAUCGUAUCUGACAGCACCAACGGCUGAUCUGUCAUGAUUCAGAGAUGAAUAAUGACUUCCGACAUUCUCCCACGCACAAAACCAAACAUUACAUGGACGCACUGAACAGAACAGAACAUGUAACACAACAGAAAUACUAAGUUGUUUUUAAGAGUUUAUGGUAGUGAGAUACUUUUUAAUGUUCAGGAGGUUCUUAUUCAAGCUGCUAUUUUAUCAUGUGUCUAUUUUGCAUGUCAUCACACUUUUUGUUAAACUUAGAUUAUUUGUGCACACAUGCAACAUACUGUAUAAACAUUUUCUGUACUGGAACAAAGUUCUAAAAGAUGUUCCUGUCAAGCUUCUUACCGUGGCUCAUCAUCAGAUCAAUGCAGCAAUACACUGCAUAAAACGGCUGCAACAAAUGUUCGUGUAAGUUAACAUUAGUUUUACAACCUUUUUGUCAUUCUGCUUUUUAUUUGACGUAUUUUUGAUUUCAAAGAAGAUGUAAGUAGAACAAGUAUGUACCAUUUUGAAGAGGUUUUCUCAGUCACUGGGCUGCAAAAAAGACACCAAGCUGUCAAACAAGCAGUUAUGGACAAAUCUUCCACUUCAGCACUAAGUGAUGAGUGAAUGUGUUGAUUUGUAAUUUCAUUCUGUUCCUCGCUGCAUUACAAGUUCACAACUGCAGCAGAUUAUUUUUGUUUUCUUCCUGCUCUUUUCUGCAUUUCUUUUGAAUUUAUACCCCGACGUCACAGUGGAUCUUCCCACUCAGUGAUAAAUGUAUUUUCCCAAUUUGAAAUUGAAAUUGUACAAAGUAUUACAACAGUGUCCACCACACUCUCUCUAUUUUUCAAAGAACACAAUAAAAAACAGCAUAUCCAUCGCUCG
This is a messenger RNA of Austrofundulus limnaeus, 3033 nucleotides long. It is a transcript of the gene nrsn1, whose product is annotated as neurensin 1. Lineage: Eukaryota; Metazoa; Chordata; Actinopteri; Cyprinodontiformes; Rivulidae. Gene Ontology annotation, biological process: nervous system development. Gene Ontology annotation, cellular component: neuronal cell body; neuron projection; transport vesicle. The transcript has 6 exons. The record is from RefSeq and is a predicted model, not a curated record. The coding region runs from base 119 to 721 and encodes 200 amino acids.